Molecule: messenger RNA, 1128 nt
Organism: Rotaria sp. Silwood2
Lineage: Eukaryota; Metazoa; Rotifera; Eurotatoria; Philodinida; Philodinidae
Source: the annotation of a GenBank genome assembly
AUGAAUGAAGUCACUAGUGCAUCAUCAACAAAGAUCCACUAUCCAAAUUCUUUGGCUUAUGAAGGACAAGGUCGAAUUAAUCAAUUGGGUGGCAUAUUUAUCAAUGGACGUCCAUUGCCUAAUCAUCUUCGUAUGACAAUCAUUGAUAUGGCUGCUCAAGGUAUUCGACCUUGUGUUAUAAGUCGACAGUUACGUGUUUCACAUGGAUGUGUAUCAAAAAUAUUAUCACGUUAUGCUGAAACAGGUUCAAUUGACCCUGGUUCAAUUAUCAAUAAUUCAAAAUCGAAAAAUCAUCUUUCAGCUGAUAUUGAACAAAAAAUUAAUGAAUAUAAAAAUACAUAUUCAAAUAGUUCAACAUUUGUUUGGGAAAUACGUGAACGUUUAGUACGUGAUGGUAUUUGUAAACCAACAUCAUUACCAAGUUUAAAUACAUUAACACGAAUAUUACAUGAUGAUAACCAUGAUGAAGAAUCAAGUGAUGAACAAAAACCAACAGACAAAGCAAUAAAAAAUCGUCGAUAUCGAACUAGUUUUAGUCAAGAUCAAGUUGAAAAAUUAGAACAAGUUUUUCAAGAAACACAUUAUCCUGAUGUUCAAACAAGAGAAAAAUUAUCCAAAUAUACAGGAUUAACUGAAGCACGUGUUCAGGUAUGGUUUUCAAAUCGUCGUGCUCGUUGGCGAAAAAUAGCCUCAGUUCAACAAGAACAUCGACAACAACAGCAACAGUUAUCAGCUAGUACUAAUUCAUUAGUAUUUCAUAAUGGACCUAUUGCAACAAGUAAUGUGACUGUUACAGAACCAUCGACAUCAUCUUCUUGCUUUCAUUUUACUCCAUAUUGUUUACCUACUGUUGAAAAAUCAUUAUCAACAACUGAUUCAAUGUUUCGUCCAUCAAAUGAAUGUAUGAGUAGUACGAAUACAAAUAAUCCUGCUAAUUUAUUUUCGCAUCAACAAUUACCAUUUUAUGCCCGGUAUAAUAAUGAUUAUGAACAAAUGUAUCGAUCAACAGCAACAUUUCCAUAUACAUCUUCGAAUGUAUCUGGAUCAAUAUUUUCAUCAUCAACUUCGACCUCAUCACCAUCGUUUUAUACACCGAAUAUAUUCGAUGUUCAUAAUGUUUAUUUAUAA